AUGGGCAAUUACCCUAAGGGCGAAGAGGUUGAGUAUAAUAACGACAACCUCUUGCGCACUACUGAUGAAGAAAAACGUCAUGUAGAGAGUCUCGGCAGCGACUUCCUCUCGGACUACCGCCAGGCGGCUGAAACUCAUCGUCAGGUCCGCCAGUGGGCACAGAGAAACAUCAAGCCGGGUCAAACACUCACCGAGAUUGCCAACGGCAUCGAGGACAGUGUGCGGCGUCUACUCGGCCAUGACGGCUUGACUGAAGGUGACUCCAUCAUUGCCGGCAUGGGCUUCCCGACCGGAUUAAACAUUGAUGAGAUUGCUGCUCAUUACAGUCCAAAUGCGGGUGAUAAAGUUGUCCUCCAACAAAAUAAUGUCAUGAAAAUUGACAUUGGCGUCCAUGUCAAUGGUCGCAUCGUGGACAGCGCAUUCACAAUGGCAUUUGACCCCAUGUACGACAACCUCCUCGCAGCCGUCAAAGAUGCUACAAAUACUGGCGUUCGUGAGGCUGGAAUUGAUGUUCGCCUCGGGGAACUGGGUGGAUACAUUCAAGAGGCCAUGGAGAGUUAUGAAUGCGAGAUCAACGGUGCGACAUAUCCAAUCAAGUCGAUUCGCAACAUAGGCGGCCAUACAAUUUUGCCGUAUCGCAUCCACGGCACGAAAAGCAUCCCAGCUGUCAAGUCAGACGACAUGACCAAAAUGGAAGAGGGUGACAUCUUUGCCAUUGAGACCUUUGGAAGCACUGGCAACGGUUGGGUUUACGAUCAGGGCGAUGUCUCGCACUAUGCCCUGCGCGCAGAUGCGCCCAAGGUGGACUUGCGCUUGUCUUCUGCCAAAUCACUCUUGAACGUGAUCAAGAAGAAUUUCCACACGAUUCCAUUUUGCCGACGCUACUUGGAUCGGAUUGGACAAGAAAAGUACCUCCUCGGUCUUAACACUCUUGUGAAGUCGGGCAUCGUCGAAGACUAUCCGCCUCUGGUCGAUAAGAAAGGGUCUUACACGGCCCAAUUUGAGCAUGCAAGUAACCAUUGA
Messenger RNA from Trichoderma reesei QM6a, 1023 nucleotides. RefSeq lists its product as uncharacterized. The transcript is spliced from 2 exons. Bases 1 to 1023 code for a protein of 340 amino acids. Gene Ontology annotation, molecular function: metalloaminopeptidase activity. Gene Ontology annotation, biological process: proteolysis. NCBI's taxonomy places the organism in Eukaryota, Fungi, Ascomycota, Sordariomycetes, Hypocreales, Hypocreaceae. The record is from RefSeq and is a predicted model, not a curated record.